Molecule: messenger RNA, 1165 nt
Organism: Punica granatum (pomegranate)
Lineage: Eukaryota; Viridiplantae; Streptophyta; Magnoliopsida; Myrtales; Lythraceae
Source: RefSeq, a predicted model, not a curated record
AGAACCGCUUGCUGCACUGUUCGAGUUCGACGGCUGCGGAGAGAUCGCCCACAGGCGCCGUCCUCACCCACCGUCCCCUUCGCCGGCGUCCUCUCGUGGCGCCCUGACCAGUAUCCCCUCUGACCUGACCUGGGUGAACUCUCUGAUUUCUCGAGCUCCUUGACUUCUAAGCUUACAGUUGAGCUUCCGGUGUUCGUCUCACUCUCAGUCUACCCCGGCCCUUUGAUCAGAUAUCCCGCAAAUUGGACUCCGCUUGGAAUAUUUGAGCGGCAGAGUUUACGCUGAUAGUUCCUCGUUGCGGCAGAGUUUACGCUUGUAACAGAUGAUCGAUGAACACGGCGAUUUUUGCGGAUUUCUGAUUUAGGGUUACGUUUGCCUGUUGCUUCACUUGUCUUUUUUGGUAUCUUCAAAGAACAAGCUAUGGAAUCUGAAGCCGAUGAUAAUGGUUAGGGCAAAAAGGGACUGGCAAUCCAUCAGCAAUGAUGGCCUCUCUGCUGAGCAAACGAGCAAAGCUUCAGGAAGAGCUUCGGAACAUCGAAAAGCAGGUUUAUGAAAUGGAGACGAGUUAUUUGCAGGAUCCUGGUCAAUGUGGGAAUGUACUGAAAGGUUUUGAUGGGUUCCUAUCUGCAUCUAAGAGUACUGCACUUUUGAAGCGGUCUCGGAAAUUUCAGCCAGAAGAUAGGCUUUUCUCUUUAUCUUCAAUUACCUCGCCAGCUGCCGAGGAGCUUGCAGGUGGUAGAGACGACGGGAGAUCAGAAUAUGGUUCCGGGAGGUCCAAGGGUGGUAUAUAUGCCAAUGGCCAGGGGAAGCCAAAGAAAGGCAGGCUUGCCCCUAGGGAUGUCAAGAGGAUGAGACCCAGUGAACAAGAUUUUGACUACGAGGAUGAUCCUGAUUUGACUUCAUGAUGUGCCCUUGCGUCAAAGGAAGUAUAUCUAGGGCCCCUGACUAUUAGCUUAGUCGUUUCAAGCGUGACUUGCAAUGCCAGUGAAUUUGUGGUAUUAUUGUGGAUCAAGUGACGGCAAUUUGUUUUCGUAGGCUCUGUAUGUUUAGCAAGCAUGAGCAUAUAUUGCUGCUGUUGUUCGACAUCGUUGUUUGUUUUGUACAUUUCAUGUAGAGAUCUUUGAGAUGUUCAAAUCAAUUGAGAACUGUUACGACUAUUGGCUUA